Messenger RNA from Penicillium verhagenii, 6681 nucleotides. RefSeq names its product DNA polymerase epsilon catalytic subunit POL2. Gene Ontology annotation, cellular component: epsilon DNA polymerase complex; nucleus. Bases 1 to 6681 code for a protein of 2226 amino acids. The transcript is spliced from 3 exons. Gene Ontology annotation, molecular function: DNA binding; single-stranded DNA 3'-5' DNA exonuclease activity; nucleotide binding. Lineage: Eukaryota; Fungi; Ascomycota; Eurotiomycetes; Eurotiales; Aspergillaceae. Gene Ontology annotation, biological process: DNA replication proofreading; DNA replication; base-excision repair, gap-filling. The record is from RefSeq and is a predicted model, not a curated record.
AUGCCUUCACGAAAACCCAGCAAGUAUGGGAACAACAAAUACCGGUCUGGUGCAGCAUCCUCAAAUCCGCGUCGAGCCAAGACUGUCGAGUUUUCCUCCCUGCGAUCCACCGAAGCGACUUCCCAAGAUGAGAAAUUCGAGGCCAUUCGACAGGCGAACAGUAUUGAUGAAAGCCUCGGGUUCCCACGUUUCGAGUCUGGCGAAUCUAGAGCCGGUUGGCUCAUCAACAUGCGCAGUACCACAAUAGAAGAUGCAAACGUACCAGGCGGCCGCGCUGGUGUCGAUUACUAUUUCCUCCAGGACGACGGAGGCAGCUUCAAAGCAACUGUCGAAUAUGAUCCAUACUUUCUGCUUGCGGUCAAAAGAGGCCAUGAGAUGGAAGUGGAAGAAUGGUGUCGACGGAACUUCGAAGGGUUAAUCAAAAAUUUCAAGAGGUUGGACAAAGAGGACCUGAAUCUCCCGAAUCACCUUCUUGGACAUCGGAGGACGUUUAUCAGGUUGAACUUUGCCAACGUCAGCAAUUUGCUUGAGGUUCGACGGACGCUUCUACCGCUGGCAGAGAAGAACAAGAAAAAUGCGACCGAGAUGGACGCAUAUGUCGAAAUGACUAGUGCAAGCACCGGCUUUGACCUUUUUGAUGACGAAUUAGUUAAUGAGCAACGAUCUAAUAGCAACAUGCAAGCGAGUGAUUUUAUUGUGGAUAUUCGAGAGUAUGAUGUUCCAUACCAUGUCCGAGUAUGCAUCGACAAGGAUAUCCGAAUUGGAAAGUGGUACAAUGUCGAGUCAAGACAAGGCUUGAUAUCUUUGAAAUGCUUGGAAGACCGACUUACACGUGCCGAUCCUGUCGUUCUGGCUUUCGAUAUUGAGACCACAAAAUUGCCUCUCAAAUUCCCUGACGCCGUGAUUGAUCAGAUCAUGAUGAUCUCGUAUAUGAUUGAUGGCCAAGGGUUCCUUAUCACAAACCGAGAGAUCGUCUCCGCGGACAUCAACGAUUUCGAGUACACGCCCAGACCGGAGUACAGUGGACCUUUUGUUAUCUUCAAUGAGCCAGAUGAGCGAGCUGUCUUGGAACGAUUCUUCGAACACAUCAAGAUUGCUAAACCAACUGUCAUUGCCACAUACAACGGUGACUUCUUCGAUUGGCCGUUUGUUGAAACAAGAGCGAGUGUCCAGGGAAUCGACAUGUACACGGAAAUUGGCUUCAAAAAAAAUAGCGAAGACGUUUAUCAAGCUGAUUACUGCGUACACAUGGAUUGUUUCGCAUGGGUGAAUCGUGACAGUUACCUUCCCCAAGGUAGUCGUGGUUUGAAAGCCGUGACCGUUGCGAAGCUUGGAUACGACCCUGAUGAGCUUGACCCCGAGUUGAUGACUCCUUACGCCAGUGAACGGCCCCAAACCCUUGCCGAGUACUCUGUUUCCGAUGCUGUUGCAACAUAUUAUCUGUAUAUGAAAUAUGUGCAUCCUUUCAUUUUCUCCUUGUGUACCGUCAUCCCGCUCAAUCCAGACGACACCUUGCGGAAGGGAACAGGAACAUUGUGCGAAAUGCUUCUCAUGGUCCAGGCGUAUCAGCAUGAAAUUGUUCUUCCUAACAAACACAAGGACGCAGCGGAGGCAUUUUACGACGGUCAUCUUCUGGAUUCAGAAACCUACGUCGGUGGUCACGUUGAAAGUAUCGAAGCUGGUGUAUUCCGCAGUGACAUUCCAGUCACAUUCACGGUUGAUCCAACCGCUAUUGAUGAGCUCAUCCGCGACCUUGAUCAUGCCCUCAAGUUCAGUAUCGAGGUUGAAGAGAAGAAGUCUAUGGAUGAUGUCACAAACUACGACGAGGUCAAGGCCCAGAUUUUGGAACGCUUGCUUGAUUUGAAGAACAACCCAAGCCGCAAUGAAGUGCCUUUCAUUUAUCACUUGGAUGUCGCCUCCAUGUAUCCCAAUAUCAUGAUUACCAAUCGAUUGCAACCCGAUUCAAUGAUCGAAGAAUCAAAUUGUGCCGCGUGCGAUUUCAACAGGCCCGGUAAGACCUGCGAUAGGCGAAUGCCCUGGGCCUGGCGUGGUGAAUUUUUGCCUGCCAAGCGGGAUGAAUACAACAUGAUUCGACGGGCCACUGCAAAUGAACGUUUUCCCGGGCGGCAUCCAAAAGGUCCCACAAGGGCAUUUGGUGAACUCAGCAUCGAGGAGCAGGCUGGCGUGAUCAGAAAGCGACUCCAGGACUACAGCAAGAAAAUCUAUCACAAGAUUCAUGACAGUAAAACUAUGGUUCGAGAAGCGAUCAUUUGUCAAAGAGAGAAUCCCUUCUAUGUUGACACUGUACGAAGCUUCCGUGACCGUCGAUAUGACUUCAAAGGAAAGCAGAAGGUCUGGAAAAACAAAGCAGACUCUUUGCAGUCAUCCGGUGCAUCUGCUGCUGAAAUUGACGAGGCCAAGAAAAUGAUUGUCCUGUUUGAUUCACUUCAACUCGCACACAAAGUCAUUCUCAACAGUUUCUACGGUUAUGUCAUGCGAAAAGGUUCUCGCUGGUAUUCCCUGGAGAUGGCAGGUGUCACCUGUCUCACGGGUGCCCAUAUCAUUCAGAUGGCGCGAGAGCUUGUUGAGCGUAUCGGCCGACCCUUGGAGCUGGACACUGACGGAAUUUGGUGUAUGCUUCCGGGUACAUUUCCUGAAAACUUCACAUUCACGCUGAAGAACGGGAAAAAGCUAGGAAUCUCGUACCCAUGUGUCAUGCUCAAUCAUCUUGUCCAUGCAAAGUACACUAAUCACCAAUAUCAGUCCCUGACAGAUCCGUCGAGCUUCAAAUAUGAGACCUACAGCGAGAACUCAAUUUUCUUCGAGGUUGAUGGUCCAUACCGAGCCAUGAUUUUGCCGACGUCGAAAGAGGAAGAUAAAAAUUUGAAGAAGCGAUACGCUGUGUUCAACCACGAUGGAUCAUUGGCUGAGCUGAAAGGUUUUGAAGUCAAGCGAAGAGGAGAACUGAAGUUGAUCAAGAUCUUCCAGACGCAAAUCUUCAAAUUCUUCUUGGAAGGCACCAAUCUUGCUGAAACGUAUGCUGCUGUUGCCCGAGUUGCUGAUCGGUGGUUGGAUGUUCUCUAUGAGCACGGAGCCACCCUAGCCGAUGAGGAACUCAUUGACCUCAUUUCAGAAAACCGAAGUAUGUCAAAGACAUUGGAGGAAUAUGGUAGCCAGAAGUCUUCGCCAAUCACCACUGCGAAACGUUUGGCAGAGUUCCUGGGUGAGCAAAUGGUCAAAGAUAAGGGCUUGAACUGCAAAUAUAUUAUAUCUUCAAGGCCGAGAAACACUCCUGUCACUGAAAGAGCUAUCCCCGUGGCCAUAUUUUCUGCCGAGGAGAAUGUCAAGCGAUACUUCCUGCGAAAAUGGCUCAAAGAAGACCCUGCCGACAUGGACCCUCGCAAUCUUAUCGAUUGGGACUAUUAUCUUGAACGGUUGGGAUCAGUCGUGCAGAAGUUGAUUACGAUACCGGCUGCCCUGCAGAAACUUCGAAAUCCUGUGCCUCGGGUUGCGCAUCCUGACUGGUUACAGCGACGUAUCAAUCAGAAAGAUGACAAAUUCAAGCAGAAGAAAAUGACUGAUCUGUUCACAAAAUCGGACAAGUUGCCUCUUUCAUCGAUUUCUACCAACAUCCUUGAACACCGUGUUCAACAUGUUGGGGACUUGGACGAAGCACUGGCAAAUUCUUCUCAGAAAGUCCAGUCACCCGAGGCGAAGGUAUCACAGAAGAGAAAGCAUCCGGAAGGGCUUUCCAAAACAGCACUGGAUCCUUUCGCCAGUCUCCCUGCCACCAUGCCAUCGCUCACGGACGACUACCAGGGUUUCCUUCGCUACCAAAAGCAGAAAUGGAAGAUUCAAAAGCAGGCACGAGUUCGCCGCCGCCAAUUGUUUGGUGACCGAACAACAGUAUCGUCGGACUCCUUGGGCGGUUUCUUCCGCAAUCAAGCCCAAAUGCUCUAUAUCAGCACCUGGCAGGUCUUGCAGUUGUGCGAAACAGGCCGCCCGGGAAUUGUUCGUGCCUUUGUGCUGAUCGAUCAAAAGGUUCAUUCACUGAAUGUCAAGGUCCCGCGGCAGUUCUUUGUCAACCUGAAGCGGGAGACUUUACCAGACAUUGAAGUGCCUGACUGUGAGGUCGAAAAGGUCAAUCAUACUUUGCCCAACGGACACCCUUCUGUUCACCUCUUCAAGGUGUCGCUGUCUGAGGAUACGUUCCUCCAGGAAGCAGAGAAGAUGGAUGCCCUGUUCCAACAUUCUAGUGUUGAAGGUGUUUACGAACGGAAUAUUUCACCAAGUACCCGGGCAGUCCUCAAACUUGGAAGUCACUGUACUUUCGAUGAAGAGCAGCGUGGUGUUUUGGGCGAAGGUUUAGAGAAGGGAUUUGACCUUGCAACAUUGCUCCAUACUACAUCAGACCAACCCUACCUCAUGGAUUCUCCUUUGGCGUACCAUUACCUCUACCACGUUGCGUCCGGAGAUAGACAGGUUUUCGCUAUCUUCUCAACGGCGAACAAUGAGGCGCAUAUUGUCAUCCUUAACCGGACAAGGGAUGUUCAAGGUUUACCAAACGUCGACAAGAUUUACUCUGAACUGCUUUCUCGGAAAUUGCAAGAUGGCUCUAGUGAUGAGUCGCAAAAUGCAUUCCAGUACCAAGACAAGAUCCACUUUAAAACCACACAUGUGAUGACCCGAAGAAAGGCUCAUCUGGAGGUUGGUGAUUUGAUAAGAAAGCUUCGAAAUGACGAGAGCCAUCCAGCGGUUCUAGUCAUCCAGUCUCAGCAGAAAGACCGUUUGUGUCACGACAUUCCUAUCUUGAAAGAAUACCCUACUCUUUCCGUGAAACCCGAAGUGACGGAUAUGGAUCUGCCUCCACUUGGCUGGCAAUCGUUCAUUGCUAGGCGCCUUGUGACUCAUUAUUUGCAUCUCUCCGCUUGGAUCCAUCACCUGACUCUACUGGCUCGAUAUGGUGAUGUCCCUCUUUGCAACCUAGAGAAUGACGACCCUCGAUACCUCAUUGAUAUAUCAUAUGCUAGACGUCUCCAGCAGAACAAUGUUGUUCUGUGGUGGUCAAUGGCCCCACGGCCAGAUCAUGCCGGGUUUGAAAAAGAUGAUGUCACGGGUCCACUGGAGGUAGUCAACAUGCCGUCUGUGAAUGUGCCGAAUGCUUAUGGGACAGUAUGCAUUGAGCUGGACGUCCGCAACCUUGCCAUAAACACCAUUCUCACGUCUUCGAUCAUCAGCGAGAUGGAUGGCAAUGAUACACUUUUAGCGUCCGGUAAGGGCGAGGAUACGGGCGUGCUAUACUCUGAGAAAGCAUUUGCAUCUGCUGGUGCGCAUGUUUUGCGGGAUAUGGUCAAGCAUUGGUGGACAGAAGCCUGUUCUGGAAAUGGCAUGGCGGACAUCAUGGUAUCACACUUGAUCCGAUGGGUUGAGAGUCCAAUUUCAUACCUCUAUGAUCGAUCCCUUCACAACUAUAUCCGGAUGCUCUCACGCAAGUCAUUCCAGAGACUGAUGGCUGAGUUCCGACGAGUUGGCUCCAACGUUGUUUUUGCCAGCUCUACGCGACUUCUACUUCAGACCACGAAGACCGAGGUGGGCAAUGCCUACGCAUACAGCCAAUAUGUCUUAAAAUCGAUUCGGGCGAACCCUUCGUUCCAUUUCGUUGAUCUUGAGAUUAGGGAGUAUUGGGAUUACCUCCUGUGGUAUGAUGAGUACAACUAUGGUGGCAAGGGCUGUCGUGAAGUGGUUGAAGCCGAAAAUCAAAACCUCGAGACUGUCAUGCAUUGGCAACUUAAUCGAUUCCUGCCGGCACCCAUGCAAACCAUCUUCCACGAUUGGGUUGUUGAGUAUAUCGAUCUUAUGCAUUCCUUGAAGCGCCCUGAUCUCCAGGACGGCAAUAUGUCUUCUACGCCUCGAUUGACGCAAAUUCCCAUUGGCCAGCCCAGCGACAAGGAGAGUGAGGAGAUCACCGCUAUCCUCGCAGAACGAUUCUCGAAGCCUUUGAAGAAGCAAAUCACGGGCCUGAUCCGUCGCCAGCGUGAUGAGAUGCUACACCCUGAGCUAGCAUCUGAUUAUGCCUUCCCGGUUCUCCCGGGUGUCGAUCCAACCAAUGACAAGCGUAAUCCAUCCCUGGAGCUGGUUAAGCUGCUCAUGCAGGUUUUAAGCCUGUCGAAGAUUACCACUCUCGAGUCACGACUGUUGCGCCGCGAGCUACUAGCACUCUUUGAGGUGCGCGAAUUUAGCCAAGAAGGCCGGUUUGAGAACCCCAGUACCAACUUGAAACUGACAGAGCUGAGCUGUAACGCCUGCUGCCUCAUCCGUGACCUGGAUUUAUGCCGGGACGAAGACGUGUUGCCAGACCCAGGUACCGACAACAAAACGCCUAAGACAUGGCGCUGUCCCUUCUGCCAAAAGGAGUAUGACCGGCUUGCACAAGAGGAACUUCUCAUUGGUCAGGUGCAGGGUCUUGUGGUAGCAUGGCAAACCCAGGAUCUGAAGUGUUCCAAAUGCAAGACCCUCAAGAUCAGCGAGUUUAUGGAACAUUGCUCUUGCAGUGGUACCUGGGCCCCAACCGUUGAUCUCAAAGAGACUCGAAAGAAACUGGAAGUCUUGCAAAGCGUUGCCAAGUUCCACAGUCUGCAGUUAUUGGAGAAUGUGGUCAAUGAUGUUUUGUCACGGGUCUAA